CUCGCACUGAUUAACGCGGGAACUAAAGCUGAACAACACAUCGCAGAUUAUAUGCGGUCAAUUCACCCGACUAGAUGGUCGAUAUUUGGGAACCGCACGCUUGGCGAUAAUGAUAAGGCGUACACCGAGCGAGGUUGGGGUGAGUUCCCAGCGUACGGAUCCCCUAAGCCGUUGUUAAGAGUUCGGACUACUAGUGUCAUAGAGGGAGAAAACAAUGCGUUGUUGUGGAACAAUCUUCGUAACUCUCUGGUGCCAGAAGGAUUCUACCGCUUUUGCUUGAGGGUCAUGUCUGUUGUC
This is a messenger RNA of Phytophthora sojae, 297 nucleotides long. RefSeq lists its product as hypothetical. The transcript has a single exon. NCBI's taxonomy places the organism in Eukaryota, Oomycota, Peronosporomycetes, Peronosporales, Peronosporaceae. The record is from RefSeq and is a predicted model, not a curated record. The annotation marks the transcript as partial.